UGUUAUCCCGUUGCUAUCCCCGUUAUCCCGCAGUGCAGCGCUUCAUCAGCGAGGACCGGCUCCCCCAUCUGCUCCUCUAUGGGCCGCCUGGUACCGGGAAGACAUCCACCAUCCUGGCCUGUGCCCGGCAGCUUUAUCGGGAGCGGGAGUUCGGCUCCAUGGUGCUGGAGCUCAACGCCUCCGAUGACCGGGGCAUUGACAUCGUCCGAGGGCCCAUCCUGAGCUUCGCCAGCACCAGGACCAUCUUUAAGAAAGGCUUCAAGCUGGUAAUCCUGGAUGAAGCUGAUGCCAUGACCCAGGAUGCUCAGAACGCCCUGAGGAGAGUGAUCGAGAAGUUCACAGAGAACACCCGGUUCUGCCUCAUCUGCAACUACCUCUCCAAGAUCAUUCCCGCCCUGCAGUCCCGCUGCACCCGCUUCCGCUUCGGCCCGCUGACCCCAGAGCUGAUGGUGCCGCGGCUCCAGCACGUCAUCCAGGAGGAGGGGGUGGACGUGACCGAGGACGGGAUGAAGGCUCUGGUGACGCUCUCGAGCGGGGACAUGCGCAGGGCCCUCAAUAUCUUGCAGAGCACCUCCAUGGCCUUUGGGAAGGUGACAGAGGAGAACGUUUACACCUGCACGGGACAUCCCCUCAAGUCUGACAUCGCCAACAUCCUCGACUGGAUGCUGAACCAGGAUUUUUCCACGGCCUACCGCAAAAUCAUGGAGCUGAAGACGCUGAAGGGCCUGGCCCUGCAGGACAUCCUCACUGAGAUCCAUCUAUUCGUGCACAGAGGUGGGGAAAGGGUCCAGCUCCGGAUGAUCCUGGAGAGGCCAAAUUCCCCCCUGCCCUUCACUGAGUGUUUCCUUCUCUCCACAGUCGACUUCCCCCCCUCCAUCCGCAUCCAGCUGCUCAUCAAGCUGGCAGACAUCGAGUACCGCCUGGCUGCUGGCACCAACGAGAAGAUCCAGCUGAGCUCCCUCAUCGCCGCCUUCCAGGUCACCAGGGACCUGGUGGUGGCUGAAGCCUGAUCCUGCUGGGUGGAUCUGCUGCUGGAUUUGGAAGGACCAUCAGCCCCAUGCCUGGAGCUGCCUCCUGCAGCUUCCCAGUUCCUUUUCGGAAGCCCUGAGUGCACAGUCAGGGUGAAAAGGUUGUUAAAAAGUAGCAUUAUUCCCAGUGGGAAAAUACAGGUGCCUCCAAAGCCCA
This is a messenger RNA of Serinus canaria (Common canary), 1185 nucleotides long. It is a transcript of the gene RFC5, whose product is annotated as replication factor C subunit 5. The record is from RefSeq and is a predicted model, not a curated record. NCBI's taxonomy places the organism in Eukaryota, Metazoa, Chordata, Aves, Passeriformes, Fringillidae. Bases 159 to 1010 code for a protein of 283 amino acids. Gene Ontology annotation, cellular component: DNA replication factor C complex; nucleus. Gene Ontology annotation, molecular function: DNA binding; DNA clamp loader activity. The transcript has 8 exons. Gene Ontology annotation, biological process: DNA-templated DNA replication; DNA repair.